Rhineura floridana is the source of this 2471-nucleotide messenger RNA. Its product is annotated as serpin B6-like. The coding region runs from base 385 to 1524 and encodes 379 amino acids. The record is from RefSeq and is a predicted model, not a curated record. Gene Ontology annotation, biological process: negative regulation of endopeptidase activity. Gene Ontology annotation, molecular function: serine-type endopeptidase inhibitor activity. NCBI's taxonomy places the organism in Eukaryota, Metazoa, Chordata, Lepidosauria, Squamata, Rhineuridae. Gene Ontology annotation, cellular component: cytoplasm. The transcript is spliced from 7 exons.
GCGGGAAUCGCGCUUAUUGCCGUUCAUAGCAAAGGAAAGUCUCCUGCCCCGUUCAAGCGAAGGGCAGCGGCUUCCUUCUCUUCUCCUGGUCAUAUGCAUUCAACUGUGCACAUGCUCAGUGGCAAUGGAAAGUCGCUAACAAAUAUGUCGGGCUUCGGGCUAUGACUCACUCGCCUACGCAUCUUUUCCAUUAGAUUUCCCGAAGAGCAGCUGAGCAGAGGGAGGGACCCUGGAAGCUGGCUGAGUCAACGGCUGGACCGUUUCCAUAUUAACUGAAUCGCUGUGUUUCCUCUCUCGAUCUGUUGCAUUUACUCGAGUGCUUUUCUCUACUCGCAGGCAGAACACUUCUAGCGGAAAAUACCCACCUCGAUCUGGUUCUGAAACAUGGAUAGCCUCAGUGCAGCCAACACUUCCUUUUCCCUCAACCUUUUCAAGAAGCUAAGUGAAAAGGAUAACACGAAGAACUUGUUUUUUUCUCCUUUCAGUAUUUCUUCUGGUUUGUUAAUGAUCUUUCAGGGUGCAAAAGGCAACACUGCAACGCAGAUUUCAAAGGUGCUAUCUGUGACCCAAGGCUCAGAGGUUCACCAGGGAUAUAAGAAACUUAAUUCUGAAAUCAGCCAACCAGCUGCCAAAUACUUGCUUAAGCAAGCCAACAGGCUGUUUGGAGAUGCAGCAUAUGAGUUUCUUGAAUCAUUUAUAGAUUCCAGUCAGAAAUUUUACCAAGCACCUCUAGAAAAACUUAACUUCAGUAAAGCAGCAGAAGAUUCCAGGAAACGGAUAAAUACUUGGGUAGAAGAACAGACAGCAGGUAAAAUCCAAAACCUGCUUGCCCCAGGAAUAAUUAAUUCUCUCACAAGGCUGGUCUUGGUGAACGCUAUCUAUUUCAAGGGAAACUGGGCAAAUCAGUUCCGCAAAGACUGCACAAAGGAACAGCCAUUCAAAAUUAACAAGAAUGAAAGCAAAACAGUGCAGAUGAUGUAUAAGAAAGCUAAAUUCAACAUGACCUACAUAUCGGAUUAUUGCACCAAAAUUCUUGAGCUUCCUUAUGUUGCUAAUGAGUUGAGCAUGAUCAUUCUGCUUCCUGAUAAGAUUGAAGAUAAUUCUACAGGCCUGGAAAAGCUGGAGAGAGAAAUGACGUAUGAGAAACUCAUGGAGUGGAUCAACCCUGAGAUGAUGGACAACACUGAGGUUGAGCUGUUUCUACCCAAAUUUAAACUGGAAGAAAAAUAUGACCUGAAGCCUGUUCUGAGCAGCAUGGGAAUGACUGAGGCAUUUGACCAAGUCAAGGCAGAUUUCUCUGGGAUGUCCCCCAACAAUGACUUAUUCUUGUCUGAGGUUGUUCACAAAUCCUUUGUAGAAGUAAAUGAAGAGGGAACUGAGGCAGCAGCUGCUACUGCUGGUAUUAUGAUGAUGCGGUGUGCUAUGCUUGUGCCACGAAUUACAGCUGACCAUCCCUUUCUCUUUUUUAUUCGGCAUAACCAAACAGGAAGCAUCCUGUUCUAUGGUCGGUUUUGUUCUCCUUAAAGGAUGAGUGUCUUAUAUGUAUAGUACAAACAGUCCCCACUGCAGCCUGCUGAUAUUGUUUUAAAUUUCUCAUCCUAUUCUUAUGAAACUGCCUUGUGUAAUCCUAAGAGCCUUCAUGCCUGUGUUUCUGCUUGCAGCAGCCUUUUACACCUCCAGUACAUGAGUUAUGGCUGUGCAUAAGGGGAUCCCACCAUAAUAUGGGCCUUUAGAUUACUCUGGACUUCCUUAAAUACUAAGCCUAAUGCAGGUUGAUGCCAGCUUGUUGACUUGAAGGCAGUCCAUUUCCAUUUCUACUUAGUUCAGAAGACUCUUGUCUCAUGGAUCAUUAGCAAUAUUGGUGAAGAUGAAGCAGAACCUUUCUAACUACACACUGCUUCAUUUUUUGUGUGUACUUAAUAAAAAUGAAGAGGGCUCGUUUUUUUCCAGGUGGCUUUGCUCCAACUGGUAAGAUUUGUGAGGGUCUUUUUGUUCUUGACCUUUCUCUACCCAGGACACUUUUUGGGGUAGGGUUGGUUUUAUUCUUUUAAGAGAUAUGAGCAACUACCAAAAAGAGCUUCUCGCAAGGGAGCUAACACAAUAUAACGUCACGUGAGUUUGACAAACAAAAACAAUUGUUUAGUACUAGUUCCUGAUGUUCAAAAUGUUAUGUAAAUUUAAGAUCACAGUAACAAAUGUAAAAAUGAAAAGCCUUAUGUAGUCCUUGCAGCCCUAGAAAGAACUGCAUACAGAAAAUGUUGGCCUUCUGCUUGUGAAUUGCAUUCUCCUUCAUGACUCUAAUGUUGAGAUCUUUGAUGUUUUAUUUGACACAGGAUGUGAACAAAUUGAUUUUGUAGUCAUAAGCUGCUAAGAGUCAAAAUUCCACAAGUGAUAAUUACCUUGUUUAAUCCUUUGAAUGGAUUUUGAUGCACUUAUUAAUAGAUUGAAAAUAAUAAAGUAUAUGAAUUGUU